AUGUCCAUCAAAGGCACUGAUUCUGGCCGGCGAAUAUGCCAAGUAAUAGAACUCAAGGCAAAUUCACUCGAAGAGUACAAGAAAAUCCAUGCUCAUGUUUGGCCUUCAGUCCUCGCCACUCUUCAACGAGCCCAUAUCGUUGAUUAUUCCAUACAUUUCCUCCCAACGCCACCUUACCUUCCUAAUGGUGAAAGGGAAGGGGUCGAUGCAAUUGCUGGUCUUCUGAUUGCGACGUUUAAAUACGUCGGAGACAACUUUGAUGAAGAUAUGAAGAUGGUGGCAGGGGAUGCUGACACACGGCGGUGGUGGGGCAUUACAGAUAGGAUGCAGAAUAGCGUCAUCGGUGGCGCGACUGGGAGCAGGGACGGACCAUGGUGGUUCGAUUGCGACGAAGUGUUCAGGUUUGAAGGGUGA
This is a messenger RNA of Cantharellus anzutake, 414 nucleotides long. Its product is annotated as rhamnose mutarotase. The record is from RefSeq and is a predicted model, not a curated record. Gene Ontology annotation, molecular function: racemase and epimerase activity, acting on carbohydrates and derivatives. The transcript has 2 exons. The coding region runs from base 1 to 414 and encodes 137 amino acids. NCBI's taxonomy places the organism in Eukaryota, Fungi, Basidiomycota, Agaricomycetes, Cantharellales, Hydnaceae.